This is a messenger RNA of Orbicella faveolata, 886 nucleotides long. RefSeq lists its product as uncharacterized. Gene Ontology annotation, molecular function: guanyl-nucleotide exchange factor activity. The record is from RefSeq and is a predicted model, not a curated record. NCBI's taxonomy places the organism in Eukaryota, Metazoa, Cnidaria, Anthozoa, Scleractinia, Merulinidae.
AAAUAAGUCUUAACCAGUAUAAUUAUGUUUGUGUUUACAGAGGUUUGGACAGGGCGUCAUGAAGUACAGUAAUGGUGAUACUUAUGAAGGAGUGUUUGAAUAUGACUUGCGCAGUAAGCAGGGAAAGAUGACGUACAAGGACGGAUCAGUGUAUGAAGGCAGCUGGGCCAAUGGAUUGCGCCAAGGAAAAGGAAAAAUGUUUUACAGUCACAAAAAAAGCAAGUUUGAAGGGGAAUGGAUGUUGGGCUUGAGACACGGAGAAGGAGUGUUAACAUUUGCUACUGGAGCCAGCUACAGCGGGCGCUGGGAGUUCGACAAGCAAAAUGGACGUGGCAUGUACACGGACCCCUCUACUGGUUAUCGUUAUGAAGGGGAGUGGCAAAAUGGACUUAAACACGGUAAAGGAGUAGAGCAAACUACUGAAGGGAGAUACGAAGGAGAAUGGAAAGAUAACAUGCGUCAUGGCCAGGGAAGAGAAGUCUUGUCUUGUGAAACAGAAUUCGAAGGAAGGUGGAAGGAAAAUAGAAAGCAUGGACAAGGAAUCAAGAAACUGAAAACCGGACGGAUGGAAGAGCAGGUGUGGCGUGAAGGAAAGCACGUGGAUGUGUCAAGUGUUGUUGUUAUUGAGCUGCCCCUUAUUCAAAGAAGAUGAUGAUCAGACAAACCACAGCUGGAGUUCCAAUGCUGUGAUCUUGCCUACAUACGGCUAGUAGAACUGUGAAUUAAAUGAACUGAGCUGCAAGAUCGUUUGUAAAUGAGUAAUGGCUGGAUAUGACGAGCAGCAUGUGUCGAUACAUUGGCUUAGCAGAGGUUUGGAGCGACCACUGCAGGUCUGCUUAGAGAGCUAGCCACGUUAAUGAAGAAUUCUUUGCACCAAAGCGCCAAU